AGAAUGUCCUUAAGAAACAAUGGAUACGAUGCCAUACCAUCGAAUGACGGAUUUGAAGAAGUACAAGACGACAAUAGAAGAAGAAGGGAUUACCCGACAUUAUCCACCACUCCUGGUAGCUUUGCUCAAGGAUUAUGGGACUUACGCAAUUACAAAAAAUACGUUGAUAAAUUCCAUCUCCCGUUGAUAAUAAGUGGAACAAUUCUUUCCUUUAUCCUCUUACUAUGCAUUUUAGUAAACUGGCUACCGGACAUGAAGUAUCAUUAUACUCAUCAGACCUACCCACCAACUGUCAGUCCUGGAAUUUCAACAAAAGCAUUACAGCAGGGAAUACAAAAAUGUAGAGCUCUUCGUCAACAAAAACAACUGCCGUCAUAUAAGAAUACUGAACGGCUGGUUAAUCAACGUACGCCCAAUAACACUCAACCAAUUCUGUUACGAAAUGCGAUUGUAUGGGAUGGAGAGGGGCAAGUUUUAGAAAAUGUCGACAUUUUCGUACAUCAUGGUGUGAUAGUGGAAGUGAAGCAAGAUAUUAAAUUGCCAUCCAGUCUUUUUUCCUCUACUAAAAUAAUUGAUGUUCAGCAGCAUAUUGUGUCACCCGGCAUAGUAGAUAUGCACACCCAUUUAGGUGUGGAUUCAUGGCCUUCUCUUUCUGGUACUAAUGAUGUCAACGAAGGGACAAACCCAACGACUCCUUUUGUUCGGUCUAUCGACGCGUUUAAUCCUUCUGAUGAAGCCAUACGUAUUGUUGCCUCUGGGGGAAUUACUACAGCUCUUGUUUUGCCAGGAUCAGCUAAUCUCAUUGGCGGUGAGGCUUAUGUAUUUAAAUUGAGACCAGUCGACUCAUUAAGCUCAGAAGAUAUGCUAGUACAGACCAAAGUAGAUGAGGCAACGGAAAAGAAAUGGAGAUAUAUGAAAAUGGCGUGCGGAGAAAAUGCAAAGAAUAGAUAUGGUAGACAAGGACGUAUGCCCUCCACAAGAAUGGGCGAAGCUUUUCUUUUCAGAAAGGCAUUUGCAGAUGCCCAAAGGUUGAUACAGUCACAGGAGGAUUGGUGUGAUGCAGCCGAAAUAAUAAACUCACGACGUGAUAACAAGGAAAAUGGGAACUUGGCUCGUUUAGAUAGCCGAUUUCCAGAAAAUCUCGAGUUAGAAUCACUGACAGCAUUACUCCGUGGUCAAGUAAAGCUCAAUAUCCAUUGUUACCAAACGAACGAUAUUGAGGCCAUGCUUCGUAUUGCUGAAGAGUUUGAUUUUGAAAUUUCGGCUUUCCAUCACGCUCUGGAAGCCUACAAAAUUCCAGACAUUAUAAAAAAGCGGCAUCAUCAAAAGAACAAUAUAACAAUAGCAACAUUUGCUGAUCACUGGGGUUACAAAACAGAAGCGUUUGAAGCCUCUCCUUUCGCGCCCAAGCUUCUUUAUAACGCUGGAAUCCCAGUUGCCUUCAAGAGCGAUCAUCCUGUGCUAAACUCUCAGCACCUUGUAUUUGAAGCAGCUAAAUCGACGCAUUAUGGUUUACCAGCACAGGAGGCAUUCAAAGCUAUAACUUCUGUACCUGCUAAGGCACUUGGGUUGGACCACCGUCUCGGAUCUGUAAAAGUAGGAUAUGACGCUGAUCUUGUGAUUUGGGAUAGAGACCCUUUGGAGAUGGGCGCAUCGCCUUUGCAGGUCUUCAUUGAUGGCAUUCCUCAAUUUAGCGAGAGAUUGCUGACUGAGGCUAGUAUAACAAGAAAAAUUGCAAAAGGUAGCCAAAGGCAGCAUCUGGAUAAAGAAUCCUCUUAUGAAGAAGAAGCUACGACUAAUCGGGAUGGACUGAUGGACUUUAUUUUGACUAAUGUUGGUUCUCAAUUCUUAACUGAAAAGAAUGAAAAACAAGGUAAUUUUAUAGAAGAAACUACUGCACUAUCAAUUGUCGUAAAAAAUGGGCAGAUUGUGUGUAUAUCACCAGCUGUUAGAAGGAAAGAUGACUGUAUUGCGCUGUAUUCCCUUGAAGAAAAAAAUAACACUAUAAACACAAUUGAUAUCCAAGGUGGAUAUGUUUUACCUGGCCUUAUUUCAGUCGGAUCAAAGCUAGGCCUUAGUGAAAUUCCUUCAGAGAGUUCGACUGGUGAUGGCAUAGUAUCAUCUUCCUAUUCCUCAAAGUCUCAUGACAUCAUUGAGGCUAUUGAUGGAUUGAAGUUGGGCGGCAAGAAAUUGAAGGAGGCGUACAGAGGCGGUGUUUUGACAGCUGUAACAGCGCCUGUAUCCAAGGGUGUUAUUAUGGGCGUUAGUGCCGCUUUCAAAACCACUGCAGAUACAAUUCUAGAAGAAAAUAGCAUUGUGAAACCUGCAGCAGCACUUCAUGUGCAAAUAGGACACUCUGUAAAGUCAGAUAGCUUCCCAACCAUUUCUUCACAAGUUGCGUUUUUAAGAAAUGUGUUUACUGAAAAUUUCAAGGAAAAGAACUAUUUUGGACAAGUAACGAGAGGUGAGCUACCAUUGAUUGUUCUGGUGAACAAUAAAGAUGAGAUUGCUUCAAUUAUAAAUUUGAAGAGAACCGUAUUACGUAAUGCAAAAGUGGCUAUCAUGGGCGGCGCCGAAGCACAUUUGCUAGCUUCCCAUUUAUCAGAAGCCGAUAUUGCAGUGAUACUCAGACCAUACUUGUGCACUCCCGAAGAUUUCAACUCACGUCAUUGCUUGACAGGUGCACCGUUGACCAAUGGUACAGCAGCUCAUAUAUUGCAUUCCUAUGGUGUCAAAUUGGCAAUUGGAGUAUCUGACGAUGGAUGGGCGCGUAAUUUGGCUUGGGAUGCAGGUUGGUUAGCUGCUACUUCACCGCCGGCUCAUGCAAAUCUGGCUAUUUCGGAACAGGAAGCUCUUAAAUUUAUUACGACUAACCUCCAAGAUAUCUUUGGAUUGGCAACUGAUCGUAAGGGCCAAUCUUCGUUGUCUAUCAAAAAUGACUUUGUUGUUUGGUCUGGAAGCCCAUUCGACUUUAAAAGUAGACCUAUUCUCACAUUUUCGGCGGUAAACGGUUUACAAAAAGUUUUAUAGUUAUGCAAUUCCAAUUGAAGUCAUAUCUGUAAAAAUAAAGAGAAGGCAGCAUUUUAUUUUUGU
Messenger RNA from Mycotypha africana, 3093 nucleotides. RefSeq lists its product as uncharacterized. Gene Ontology annotation, biological process: purine nucleobase catabolic process. Gene Ontology annotation, molecular function: allantoinase activity. The transcript has 6 exons. The coding region runs from base 4 to 3030 and encodes 1008 amino acids. The record is from RefSeq and is a predicted model, not a curated record. Gene Ontology annotation, cellular component: cytoplasm. NCBI's taxonomy places the organism in Eukaryota, Fungi, Mucoromycota, Mucoromycetes, Mucorales, Mycotyphaceae.